Penicillium vulpinum is the source of this 1914-nucleotide messenger RNA. RefSeq lists its product as uncharacterized. The transcript has 3 exons. The coding region runs from base 1 to 1914 and encodes 637 amino acids. The record is from RefSeq and is a predicted model, not a curated record. NCBI's taxonomy places the organism in Eukaryota, Fungi, Ascomycota, Eurotiomycetes, Eurotiales, Aspergillaceae.
AUGGCUCCCAGAUUACGCAGCGCGCUUGCAAAGAGCCUGUCGCGUCCACUGGAUAGCAGCGCUGUCUUUUACUGCCCCUCGUGCGCGAUCUGGCGACGUACCUUGUCUACGCGCGCCAACACCAGUCGCAGCAUCGAAGCCAACACAUCUCGACGGAUCGCUAGACCCCAAAACACAAUCACAGCCUCGGAUUCCCGGACGUUUACCACCUCCUCCAUUAUCACUGCGAAGAGCGUGCCACCGCGGUUCAAGGAGCUACACGCCGCCCUCGAGGGAGUAAAGGAUGCCGCUCUCGAACAAGUGAACCUCAGUCGGCUACAAUUUGCACUGCGGGGAUUGGAGUCUGAAACGCCUCUCGUUAGAGUAGCUGAUCUCCCCCCUCAAAGAACGUAUGGCACUGAUUUCUUCUCGAUUUGGACUCCAGUUCUUGGAUUGAACGAUGCCAUCUCUGCACGCAAACUUGUUCGGCUACUACUUGCCGACCCAUUGUUGCCGCGAGAAGGCUGGGAAGAUAUCCUAGACUCAUAUGAUGCCGAUUCAUCCCGAGGACUACUGAUCAGAUAUGGCGAAAUCUCACAAUCCAUCCCCAAUGACUUGCUACCGACAAUAUCAGUGCCAUCGCCCAUCCUGAGGAAAGGCAACUUGGAGAUCCUAGUCAGCACCCUAGGAUCUGAGCCUGACAACCAUGCCGCUACGUUCCACGCCGACACCUUCCUCGUCCCCACCGUUACCAUCCAGACCUCGCACUCCGGUCGGCAUAAUUUUGUUCGGUAUCCCGUGCACCGCACGCUCGUAUGCGGGCGUGGAGUUGAUGGCCUGUUGUCUUACAGUACCAUGAUUGGUCGUUCAGACCUGAAGAACGAGGCCUCUUCAGUGCGCGGAGCCAUUGAACUUGCAGUGGCGGACCAGAAAUCCACAAAUGAGCGACUAUCCCUGGUAGAUAUCGACCGUGCCAGCACUGCCCUCGAUAAAUUCCGUGAGUCCGUGCACAACGCUUCCGACUACGAACGUGGGUGGAAUGGCAGUGGCGUGCAACCUCUCAUCGAUUGGUUUGCGACCUUCUCGGAAGCAUCCAGUGGGAACGCAUUGAAUCCAGCAUUGGUCCCUCUGGUGGAGUCCCUUAUUGACACAGCCGACGCUAGUGUGAUCGCUAGAGACGCCAAGGCACUCAAUGACCAAACCGCUGGCGUAACCCCUGAAGAGACUCGCUCCACCUUGGACCGGGCUGUGACUAGCUGGGCAGAGCGUGCUCACUCUGAGCUCCGCAGUUCCCUCGAUGCAGGGCUCGCCAGUCCACGCUGGCGCGGUCUUGCAUGGUGGAAACUCUUCUGGCGUGUUGACGAUGUGAGCAUGAUUACAUCUGAGAUCUUGGAACGGAAAUUCCUUCGCCGGGCGGAGAAGGAGGUCAUCUGGACUGUGGGCAAGUACCAGCAGGCCGGCCUGUUGGAAGAGGCUUCGUCUUCAAGCCCCGACCCCGCGAAGGACUCUGCCAUGCCUCCUUGGCCAACCCAGAUCCCCGACCUUCGUACCAAGCUCCUCACCGCCACAGUGCCAUCCCUCCAAGCCCUUGCCCAGAGUCUGGUGCUUUUCAGCGUGUCCACUACAACUCUGACUUCUGCUCUCUCUGCUCUAACGUAUGUGGCUAUUCCUUCGGCUGGAGUGUAUGAGUCAUGUACCCUUGGUGCCGUGGGUUUGAUUUACUCCAUGCGUCGCCAGCAGAAGAGGUGGGAUGCCGCCCGCACUUUCUGGGAGGAGGAGGUCCGCGAGGAAGGACGCACAUCGCUGAUAGAAACUGAGGCUGCCCUUCGUGGUAUUGUGCGGGAUGGCGGCAAGACUAUGGAGGAUUUGUCUGACACUCGUGCACGAAAGUGCGUUGCAAGAGCGCGAAAGGCUUUAGAGGACGUGAAGGUUUAA